AUGCAGAGCACAGGUAGUAGUAAGCUUAGUGAGGAAAAUGCCAAAGGUUGUGGUGUGCCUGAAGGGUGUGUUGAUGGAUCCCUCAACCUGGGAACAGCCAGAAGUGUGCUGAAAACCACCUGCUGCUCAACAAAUCUCUGCAACACAAACUAUCCAGCUGUUCCUUCUAAUCCCCCUCCAAAUGGUAAAAAGUGCUACUUCUGUGAUGGACAAAGUUGCAAUAAUACUCUUAAUUGUCCUUACUUUGAACAGCCGGUUCACACCGAUGUGGAGGAACAGAUCCCGGAAUAA
Molecule: messenger RNA, 291 nt
Organism: Cyprinodon variegatus (sheepshead minnow)
Lineage: Eukaryota; Metazoa; Chordata; Actinopteri; Cyprinodontiformes; Cyprinodontidae
Product: urokinase plasminogen activator surface receptor-like
Exons: 4
Coding region: 1-291 (96 amino acids)
Source: RefSeq, a predicted model, not a curated record